Rangifer tarandus platyrhynchus (Svalbard reindeer) is the source of this 2517-nucleotide messenger RNA. The record is from the annotation of a GenBank genome assembly. Lineage: Eukaryota; Metazoa; Chordata; Mammalia; Artiodactyla; Cervidae.
AUGGGAUUAACGUCCACAUGGAGAUAUGGAAGAGGACAGGGGAUCGGCACCGUAACCAUGGUCAGCUGGGGUCGCUUCCUCUGCCUGGUUGUGGUCACCAUGGCAACCUUGUCCCUGGCCCGGCCCUCCUUCAAUUUAGUUGACGAUACUACGGUUGAGCCGGAAGAGCCACCAACCAAAUACCAAAUCUCCCAACCAGAAGUUUACGUGGCUGCGCCCCGGGAGUCGCUAGAGUUGCGCUGCCUGUUGCGAGAUGCCGCCGUGAUCAGUUGGACUAAGGAUGGGGUGCACUUGGGGCCCAACAAUAGGACAGUGCUUAUUGGGGAGUAUUUGCAGAUAAAAGGUGCCACGCCUAGAGACUCCGGCCUCUAUGCUUGUACUGCUGCUAGGAACGUAGACAGUGAGACUGUCUACUUCAUGGUCAAUGUCACAGAUGCCAUCUCAUCCGGAGAUGACGAGGACGACGCAGAUGGCUCGGAGGAUUUUGUCAGUGAGAACAGUAACAGCAAGAGAGCACCGUACUGGACCAACACAGAAAAGAUGGAAAAACGGCUACAUGCGGUCCCAGCAGCCAACACUGUCAAGUUCCGCUGUCCAGCUGGGGGGAAUCCAACACCAACCAUGAGGUGGCUGAAAAAUGGGAAGGAAUUUAAGCAGGAGCAUCGCAUUGGAGGCUAUAAGGUACGAAACCAGCAUUGGAGCCUUAUUAUGGAAAGCGUGGUCCCAUCUGACAAAGGAAAUUAUACGUGCGUGGUGGAGAACGAUUACGGGUCCAUCAAUCAUACGUACCACCUUGACGUUGUUGAGCGAUCACCACACCGGCCCAUCCUUCAAGCUGGGCUGCCGGCAAAUGCCUCCACCGUGGUUGGAGGUGAUGUGGAGUUUGUCUGCAAAGUGUACAGCGAUGCCCAGCCCCAUAUCCAGUGGAUCAAACACGUGGAAAAGAAUGGCAGUAAAUAUGGGCCCGACGGGCUGCCCUAUCUCAAGGUUCUGAAGGCCGCCGGUGUUAAUACCACGGACAAAGAAAUUGAGGUUCUCUAUAUUCGGAAUGUAACUUUUGAGGAUGCUGGGGAAUAUACGUGCUUGGCGGGUAAUUCUAUUGGGAUAUCCUUUCACUCUGCAUGGUUGACAGUUCUGCCAGCUCCUGUAAGAGAAAAGGAGAUCACAGCUUCCCCAGACUACCUGGAAAUAGCCAUUUACUGCAUAGGGGUGUUCUUCAUCGCCUGCAUGGUGGUGACGGUCAUCCUGUGCCGGAUGAGGAACACGACCAAGAAGCCGGACUUCAGCAGCCAACCGGCUGUGCACAAGCUGACCAAGCGCAUCCCCCUACGGAGACAGGUUUCUGCUGAGUCCAGCUCCUCCAUGAACUCCAACACCCCACUGGUGAGGAUUACAACUCGCCUCUCUUCAACUGCAGACACCCCCAUGCUGGCGGGGGUCUCUGAGUACGAGCUGCCAGAAGAUCCCAAAUGGGAGUUUCCGAGAGAUAAGCUGACGCUAGGCAAACCCCUGGGAGAAGGUUGCUUUGGGCAAGUGGUCAUGGCUGAAGCAGUGGGAAUUGACAAGGAGAAGCCCAAGGAAGCAGUCACUGUGGCCGUGAAGAUGUUGAAAGAUGAUGCCACUGAGAAAGACCUUUCUGAUCUGGUGUCCGAGAUGGAGAUGAUGAAGAUGAUUGGGAAACACAAAAAUAUCAUAAAUCUCCUUGGAGCCUGUACUCAGGAUGGGCCGCUCUAUGUCAUCGUCGAAUACGCCUCGAAAGGCAACCUUCGGGAAUACCUCCGCGCCCGGAGGCCACCCGGGAUGGAGUAUUCCUAUGACAUCAGCCGUGUUCCCGAGGAGCAGAUGGCCUUCAAGGACCUGGUGUCGUGCACCUACCAGCUGGCCCGGGGCAUGGAGUAUUUGGCUUCCCAGAAAUGCAUUCAUCGAGAUUUAGCUGCCAGAAAUGUUUUGGUAACAGAAAACAACGUGAUGAAAAUAGCUGAUUUUGGACUGGCCAGAGAUAUCAACAAUAUAGACUAUUACAAAAAGACCACAAAUGGCCGACUUCCGGUCAAGUGGAUGGCUCCUGAGGCCCUUUUCGACAGAGUGUACACCCAUCAGAGUGAUGUCUGGUCCUUCGGGGUGUUAAUGUGGGAGAUCUUCACGUUAGGGGGCUCGCCCUACCCAGGGAUUCCCGUGGAGGAACUUUUUAAGCUGCUUAAGGAGGGACAUAGGAUGGACAAGCCAGCAAACUGCACCAACGAACUGUAUAUGAUGAUGAGAGAUUGCUGGCAUGCGGUGCCCUCACAGAGACCCACCUUCAAGCAGUUGGUAGAAGACUUGGAUCGAAUCCUCACACUCACAACCAACGAGGAAUACUUGGACCUCAGUCAGCUUCUUGAACAGUAUUCACCUAGUUACCCUGACACAAGGAGUUCUUGCUCUUCGGGAGAUGAUUCUGUUUUCUCUCCGGACCCCAUGCCUUACGAACCCUGCCUUCCUCAGUAUCCACAUAGAAACGGCAGUGUUAAAACAUGA